Messenger RNA from Sus scrofa (pig), 3572 nucleotides. The record is from RefSeq and is a predicted model, not a curated record. NCBI's taxonomy places the organism in Eukaryota, Metazoa, Chordata, Mammalia, Artiodactyla, Suidae.
GUGAGGGGCGGGAGCAAGGAUGGGCGGGGGUGGGGGGCGCUGGGCCGCCGCCUCCAGUUCAGCUGCAGCGCGGCGCAGCCCGAACCACGCCUGGUCGCAUCCCCCGUACCGUUACGCGCAGAGCCGGGCCCUGUCAACACCGCCCCCGCUCUCCACCAGCCAGGGCUGGAGCAAGGGCACCCGAAAAUAUACGCUCCCUGCUGCCCACUCCGCAACCACCCCCGCGCCGGGGGCCGCUGCGCCCUGCUGGAGGGAGAAGGCGGCGGAGGCAGGGAAGAGGAAUCCGCGCCGCUACGCCCGGGGAUGGGGCUGGGCGGCCGAGGUGCGCACCGCGGCUCUGCGGCCACCUCAUUGCGGAGCCCACCGCCCUUCACCCGCACCGCCCCGCACCGUCUGCGUACUAAAAAAGCACUGGAGACCUGGCUCCCCGCGCCGCCCCCAACCGGGCUCGGCAGCCUCCCCGCCCCCACGCCGCUCCCCCAGCGCAGGGCAGCCGCGGGGCAGCGGCGUCCUCCCGGCCUGGGCCCGCGCCCCUCCUCCCGCCGCUCCGGAGCCAGCCAGGGAGGCAGCCCCAGAGUUUGAUGGUGUCCAUAACCCCAUUUUAGAAAUCAGAAAACUGAGAUGUGGGAAAAACUGGGAUUUCCAGAGAGACGGUAAACUCUUUGAGAAGAGGAUCCUACAUGAAUAACUAAGAUGUCAUAUAAUACAGAGCUGAGAACAUGGACAUGGACAGUGCUGUUGGUAUGAAGUGGUGGUUUUCAAGUUAUCUAAAGCCAAAUGGAAGAAAAUCACAAGAAGCCAAUGUGCAAAACAGACGAAGGUGGUCCUACUGUGGGAGAAGUUGGGGUAAAAGUAGGUGCACUGGCAUCCUAUCAGCUGGCCCCACCCUUUACCUCCUCUGCUUAGGCUCUGGAGCACCCCCAGGGAGCAUCCUCCCUUUGUGCCCUGCCCUGUUGGUACCCUGUGUUCUCAGGCUUCUCUGCUGGGAACCUCAGCUUCCUUAGAACCCAAGCAUCCUUGUUUCAGUCUCUCCAGGCUUAAGCAUAAAUGUUUUUGAGCUGAGCUGUAAAAGCUUGAGUUUUAACAUGUUACCCACCCUCUCCCAAAUGAGUGCAUUCUCACAGAGUUUUUCUAAAGAGAAUACCUUGAUCUGACCCAUGGAUCCCCAAUAAGUCAGCUGGAGAACCCACUGAAACUAAUUACAUCCAGUCCUUAUGCCUGUAUUCCCUCAUUCCUGCUGCCCAAGCACAUUUCAGUAGGAAGGCUUGCAGGAUUCAAAUUCUGGAGUUCCUUUUAACUCAAACUACCUGUCAACACAAAUACAUUCUUCCCCAUUAAGCAAAUAUUUCCUUUCUUCUUCUUAAUUCCAGUUAAUUGAAGGAAGAGAGUAAAUAACAUUUUUGGUGGAACUUUUGAUGAUGGUACAAGACACUUCCUAUUCAGAGCAGCAGGAGCAGAAUGAAGAGUGGCUGUCCUGUCCAACCUUUGACCCUGGCAUCACUCCAGCCCAUCCCACCCCAGCACUGGCCAUCUUGGCUGCCUGUUAUCCCUGGCUUCAUGUUGCAUUCUUCCUCUUCCCUUGAUUUGUCAAACUGGAUUAUUGGAGCAACAUGUUCGUCCUUGACUUCACAUCCUGCUGAUCUCCUUGGAUGUGGGGAUCCAGUUUUCACUCCAGACCCAAAUGGAGACCCUGGUGCUCUUACCUGUUGUUCACUGACCAGUGGCUCUUCCGUGUCCACCUGAUCCUGGCCACCUCUGGACACCAGUCCCUGCCAGCCACAAAUGGCAAGCCACACAUGCCAACUUGAAUCUGGGAAUAGCCAGGAACCUCUUGCCCGGCUCUGAACUCUCUGUCCUACAAGCCCAUUUCCAUUCAGUUCCAAACCCUUGUCUUAGCCAUCUCACUAGCCUCCUGACUUGACAUUGCACGUGUUCUUCCACCUCUUUGACUUGGGUUACCUCUACAAACGUUCACAGUGUUCACCUGGGCCCUCUAGAGCCUUUUGCCUGACCUGCCCCCAUACCUGCCCCACUACCUGAAAUGACACUCUCACCAUCACAUUUUAGAACAUUCCACUGGCACCUGAGGAGUCAGCAUGAGCCAGCCAGGAAAAUCCUCUUACAGAGACGGGCUUUUCAAUUUUCUUAAAUUCACCGUGUAGAUCGGGAGAUGAUUUUCAGAAGGAACUAUAACAUAGAGGAUGUAAAUCUGGAGUUUUAGUCCAGGCAAGAAGGAGGUACAAACAUUCCCAUAAAGGAAAAAUGAUUUAAUCUCUAUCCUAUCAUUCUACCAGAUGGGAUGAGGCCCGCUGGGAAUGUUGGGAAGGAAAUGUUUAUCGGGAAGAUAACAGGAUUUAGGACUCUUUUGUUAUCCACCUUCCAUAAGCAGUCGCUUUUCUCUCCUGAAUAUUUUUAGAGAGAAAAAAGUGUUGGCUUGAAUGCCUAGUGCUUUCUUACGUAAUAAAAAAGUCAAGCAAAGGGCACAUCUGGGUUCGGCUUGGACUCAGCAGCCUGCCUGCAUUAUCACAAGUGCUAAGAGGCUCGCCGAACCUUGAGGACUGUCAUGCAAUUUCUCUCCAAGUUUUAUGCCUCUUCCCCUGAAAAAGGGGCCCAUCUCAAGGCAGGCCACUAUGAUGCCUAGCCCCUUGUCGAUGUUUCGGCAAGGGUUAAAUAGAUCGUUAGGGUUUUACUAAAUUUGAAGGCAAGAUUUACAAACCUAGUUUUUCUUCUAACUGACUAUGGGCCAACUUGGUUCCUUUUGCUCAUCUGUCAGCUCGUGAGGGUUUAGCCUUUGUAACCUGAAAGAUACCCUCCAGCAGUGAAAUUCUUCCACUUCAUAAUAAAUCCUAGUUGGCACCUAGGCAUGAAUUGGAAAUCCAUGUGAGAUAAGACAUUCUAGAACUGAAUAUAUUAGUAUCCUUCAGCAGUGAUAGUAAUAAUUUGAGUUUGAAUGACAAUGGGAAGUCAUCUUCCCCUCCUAUAAAUAACCAAGAUUAAAUGAGACAGUGUACCCAUGGGAUCACCUAGCAUGGAGGGCACAAUGCAUUUCAGUUUUAUAGACAUUUCCUAUAAAAUAUUUUGCAAAGUAUGUUGUAGAAGUCCUGUUCUUUCACUUAGAUUUACCAAGACAAUUGGGUCCUAAAAAGCCCAUUAUAAUGUUUUUUUUUAAUGUAUUCAGGAUCCAGUCAAAGAUCACACAUUGCAUGUAGUUACUGGCUCUCUUUAGUUAUUCUUAAUCUAGAACAGUCUUUUCCCAUUUUUCGUAACACUGAUAAAUUUGAGGAGUCUGAGCUGGUUGUCUUGUAGAAGGUUACACAAUUUGAAUUUUUGGGAUUGUUUCCUCAUGUUGAGAUUCAGAUUUAACAUGUUUGGCAGAAGAACUUCUUCAGUGAUGUUCAUACCAUUAUUUUUUAAAAACUGCUUUUAUUUUACCUUUAAUAUGCUAUCAAAUAUUACAAAUAUAUGGAGAAACAGAGGGUGGUACAAAAUGCCAUUCCCAGAAAUAACCAGUAUUUACAUUCUAAUGACAUAUUAGAUUUUUUUCCUUGCAUAUAAAGGCUCCAUUUUUCAUA